Messenger RNA from Microtus ochrogaster (prairie vole), 4448 nucleotides. It is a transcript of the gene Pwp2, whose product is annotated as PWP2 small subunit processome component. The record is from RefSeq and is a predicted model, not a curated record. Gene Ontology annotation, biological process: ribosomal small subunit assembly; maturation of SSU-rRNA from tricistronic rRNA transcript (SSU-rRNA, 5.8S rRNA, LSU-rRNA). NCBI's taxonomy places the organism in Eukaryota, Metazoa, Chordata, Mammalia, Rodentia, Cricetidae. Gene Ontology annotation, molecular function: protein binding. Gene Ontology annotation, cellular component: Pwp2p-containing subcomplex of 90S preribosome; small-subunit processome.
GUGGCUCAGGACGGACCCCCACGUGUGGCUGCAAGAUGAAGUUCGCUUACCGGUUCUCGAAUUUGUUGGGUACAGUUUAUCGGUGUGGAAACUUAAAUUUCACCUGCGAUGGGAAUUCUGUUAUCAGCCCUGUGGGAAAUAGAGUCACUGUGUUUGACCUUAAGAACAACAGAUCAGAUACAUUGCCUCUGGCUACCAAGUACAACAUCAAGUGCGUGGGGCUGUCUCCAGAUGGUCGCCUUGCAAUCAUCGUUGAUGAAGGGGGUGAGGCUCUGUUAGUCAGCUUGGCCUGCAGGUCGGUGCUCCACCACUUCCACUUCAAGGGUUCCGUGCACAGUGUCUCCUUCUCCCCCGAUGGCAGAAAAUUUGUUGUUACUAAGGGCAACAUUGCUCAGAUGUACCAUGCCCCCGGAAAGAAGCGAGAAUUCAAUGCAUUUGUUUUGGACAAAACCUAUUUUGGGCCCUACGAUGAGACCACAUGCAUCGACUGGACAGAUGACUCCAAGUGCUUUGUGGUUGGAAGCAAAGACAUGUCCACAUGGGUGUUUGGAGCUGAGCGCUGGGACAACCUCAUCUACUAUGCCCUGGGUGGACAUAAGGACGCCAUCGUGGCCUGCUUCUUUGAGUCCCACAGUCUGGAUCUGUACUCACUCAGCCAAGAUGGAGCCCUGUGUGUGUGGCAGUGUGACACACCCCCUGAGGGCCUAAAGCUGAAAGCCCCUAGGGGCUGGAAGGCAGACCUACUUCAGAAGAAGAAGGAAGAAGAGGAGGAGGAGGAGGAUGAAGAGGAAGGGGAGCGAGAAACCACCAUCCGAGGGAAGGCCAUGCCAGCUGAACAGGAGAAAGUUGGGAAAGUGAAGUACUCACGGCUGGCCAAGUAUUUCUUGAAUAAAGAAGGAGACUUUAACAACCUGACAGCUGCUGCUUAUCAUAAGAAGAUUCAUCUUUUGGUCACGGGUUUUGCUUCUGGAAUCUUCCAUCUUCAUGAGCUCCCAGAGUUCAACCUCAUCCACUCCCUGAGUAUCUCUGAUCAGAGGGUUGCUUCAGUUGCCAUCAACAGCUCUGGGGACUGGAUUGCCUUCGGCUGCUCAGGCCUGGGCCAGCUGCUGGUGUGGGAGUGGCAGAGUGAAUCCUAUGUGCUCAAGCAACAGGGCCACUUCAACAGCAUGGUGUCGCUGGCCUACUCCCCUGAUGGGCAGUAUAUCGUCACUGGUGGGGACGAUGGCAAGGUCAAGGUAUGGAAUACCCUCAGUGGCUUCUGCUUUGUCACUUUUACGGAACAUUCCAGCGGGGUCACUGGUGUAACAUUUACCACCACUGGCCAUGUCAUUGUCACCUCCUCCUUGGAUGGAACUGUGAGGGCCUUUGACCUUCACAGGUACCGGAAUUUCCGCACCUUCACGUCUCCACGCCCCACGCAGUUCUCCUGUGUGGCUGUUGACUCGAGUGGAGAAAUCGUCUCUGCAGGGGCUCAGGACUCCUUCGAGAUCUUUGUGUGGUCCAUGCAGACGGGCAGACUUCUUGAUGUUCUGUCUGGCCAUGAGGGGCCCAUCAGUGGUCUUUGCUUUAACCCAAUGAAGUCCAUCCUGGCCAGUGCCUCUUGGGACAAGACAGUGCGCCUGUGGGACAUGUUUGACAGCUGGAGGACCAAAGAGACCUUGGCUUUGACCUCUGAUGCCCUGUCAGUGGCUUUUCGGCCUGAUGGUGCAGAGCUAGCUGUGGCCACACUGAACUCACAGAUCGUCUUCUGGGACCCUGAGAACGCUGUACAGGUGGGCUCCAUCGAGGGCAGGCAUGAUCUCAAGACAGGCAGGAAGGAACUGGACAAGAUCACAGCCAAACAUUCAGCCAAGGGCAAGGCUUUCACUACCCUGUGUUACUCUGCGGAUGGGCAGAACAUUCUGGCAGGAGGCAUGUCCAAGUUUGUGUGCCUUUAUCAUGUCCGGGAGCAGAUCCUGGUAAAGAGGUUUGAGCUUUCCUGCAACCUGUCUCUGGAUGCCAUGGAGGAAUUUCUGAACCGAAGAAAGAUGACAGAGUUUGGCAAUUUGGCACUCAUUGAUCAAGAUGCUGGGGAGGAGAAUGGCGUCGCAAUUCCCUUGCCGGGUGUAAGGAAAGGUGAUAUGAGUUCCAGACACUUCAAACCUGAAAUCAGGGUAACUUCUCUGCGCUUCUCUCCCACUGGGCGCUGCUGGGCGGCCACCAGCACAGAAGGGCUCCUCAUCUUCUCUCUGGAUGCCCAGAUGCUCUUCGACCCAUUUGAGCUGGACACCAGUGUGACACCUGGGCGGAUCCGUGAGGCACUACGACAGAGGGAGUUUACCCGUGCCAUCCUCAUGGCCUUCCGGCUCAAUGAGAGGAAACUGGCACAGGAGGCCCUGGAGGCUGUGCCACAGGACGAAAUUGAUGUUGUCAGCGCUUCCCUUCCUGAGCUGUAUGUAGAGAAAGUGCUUGAGUUCUUAGCUGCCUCCUUUGAAGAGUCCAGGCACCUUGAAUUUUACCUUAUAUGGACCCAGAAGUUACUUAUGUCACACGGACAGCGGCUGAAGUCCAGGGCGGGGCACUUGCUGCCUGUGGUCCAGUUCCUUCAGAAGGGCCUCCAGCGGCAUCUGGAUGACGUUUCCAAGCUCUGUAACUGGAACCGUUACAACAUCCAGUAUGCUCUGGCAGUUUCCAAGCAGCGGGGCGUAAAGCGCACUCUGGAGCCUUUAGACACAGAAGAGGACACAGACGCAUCUGAUGAUGACAGUCUACACCUACUUGGGAUUGCUGCGGAUGAUGAGGAAGAAGAGGGGAUGCUGGUGUAGAAGCCCCACCUCACAGCCUGACUGACUGACUGGAGAUGCUGGUGUAGAAGCACCGCCUUAUGGCCUGAUUGGAGAUGGAACCACUGCGCCAGAGCCCAGAAAGUGAGCGAUGCCAGAGGCCUCAGAACCCUGCAACCAGGACUCUUUUGCUGUGAGAUUGCACAUGCUACCAUGAGGCAGCAAGCCAACCUUUCAGGUCCAGGGUUGGGAUGCAUACCAUGGGCACGUGUGUGCUGUAGGCCCAGAAUGCUGGCAUUGUGGUGAUCCUGCAUAUAGACUUCUGAGAAGUGUGGACUUGGAAGCUUCUGCCGGUUAUUUAUAUUUUUAAUACGGACUUCUGAGAAUGAACCUUUUUUCCCAACUUAGGGUUGGAAAGCUUUUUUAAAAAUGUGAGGACCUUCCAGGACAGGCUCCAAAGCCACAGAGAAACCCUGUCUCAAAAAACCAAAAAAAAAAAAAAAAGUGAGGACUUCACUUCUCGACUUUGAGUUCCUGAUGUUUAUAGUGUGUCCUUGGUGAGACAUUGUCUUCAGCUAAGCAGGAAAGACCAGAGUGGCUGUCUGCUCAGGCCUGUGGCCCUGGUCAUCUAUAGGUAUACGGAGUGAGCCAGAAAGUGUGCUGGGCUGACGCAGGAGGGUGGAUGUGACAGCUCACUGCUGGCUAGGGAAGCCUGCCCAGACCAGUACCAGUGUGCACAGGUUACAUGGGAGAGGGACAGUCCCUUCAUGCCAAAGGGGUGCUCUACUGAUACUUCAGCGGUUGACCAACUCCAGCGUGUCAGCUCACCAGUGAAGUCUCCCACAGAUCCCAACUCUCAUGCCGGAAACUGCCCAUUGGCCUCUGUCCAGGCCGCAGGAAUUUAUCUAUGUGACACCUAGUGUCACAGUUGGGGUGCGCCAUUGUCCUGGUCACCUGAAAUACACUCAGGCUUGACCACGGUAUGGAGAGAAAGCAGAGCUCAGCCUGGUAUCUCCGGGUUUCCUGUUCCUGCACAGUGUUUCUGUGUGUAGCUCGGAAUGGGGGCUCACGUCUUGCCUGCACAGGGUCAGGAUCCCGGCUGCCCAAAUGGGGCCUCACUUGUUUUAGUACCCUCCUGAGAUUUCUGUUUGCAUCCGUGGAUACAGUUUUUUGAAGCCCUACCCUUUUUGUCUGUGUGUGGUGCUGAACGUGGAACAGGGCUUGGGGAGUGGCAGGCAGGUACUACCGAGCCACACUUCAGCCAUCACCCAUCUCGAACUUGAAGUUUAAUUACUAUACCCUUUGGAGUGCCUUUCAGGCCUGCUUCUCGGUAACCAUGCCCAUUCCGCCCACCCCUGUGGACGAGGUCAGAUGCAAAUUGCUGCCACUCCAUUGAGUAUCUGUGCCCAGGCUUCCAAUAAAUAUUGGACCACCACGCCCACAUCUUUGCAUUCCCUGGCUUCUACAUACGCUCUACUCCCCAGGCCUAUCUCCAUCAUAUGUCUCCUAAAUGUGAAAGGGCUGCCAUCUUAAGAUAGAAACACCUGGCAGCUGAUUUCCAAACGCUGUGCUAAGGAUCGCCCCCUAGGAGCUGAAAGAAGCCACCUUUGACAGCUUUCACAAUGGUGAGGAACCAGCAGUCACACUUUGGAAGCUAUGGACACUGGACUGUAACAAGCCUUCCAU